AUGAACGCCGUCGAUGCUUCCGAGCACUAUGACAAGCCGUCUCACUCAACAGAACAGUCGCCCUCACUGUUGACGAUCAUUCUCGACACCAACCCGGCAGCAUGGUCGUUGCUGUCGUCGACGCUUCCUCUAUCAAGCGCCGUCGCCGAUCUCCUAGUCUUCAUCAACGCCCACCUAGCGGCAAACUAUACCAACAAGGUCGCCGUCAUCGCCUCCCAUUGCGACAAGGCACAAUGGCUCUACCCGUCGCCAACAGAACAAAAGCUCCCCCGGUCGGCAGCAGACCGACAUCACGCAAAGCGUCAGUCCCAAGCAGGAGACCAACUGCGGGACGCCAACCUCUCAGACUCGGCGAAGAGACUUAAAUUAAACGGCCCCUCAUCCGAUACCACAAGUAUCCGACUCAACGUGAAGCCGCCCUCGUCCUCGGUCCACAGCGGCAGCAAGUACCGCCCCUUCCGCCUCGUCGAGGAAGAGCUCCUCCACAACCUGACGCUCCUCCUCUCGUCGACAUCCCCAGAAGCCAUCACCGCAAGCACGUCGACCAUGAUCGCCGGCGCCCUCACCCUCGCCUUAUCCUACACCAACAGGGAAUCCAUCCUCGUCUCCGAAUCCCUGAUCGGCACAUCCCUCAACACAGGCAACGCGGACGGCCCCGGUCCCGGCCCCGGCCCCGGCGAAGGAGCACCUCAAACACUACAAUCCCGCAUUCUACUCAUCUCGGCCUCACCCUCCACCGACCUAGCCCAUCAAUACAUCCCCAUCAUGAACGCCAUCUUCGCAUGCCAGAGGCUCUCCAUCCCGAUCGACAUCCUCCAACUGCCUCUCCCACACCCAGACUCACAGGUACCCUCGGCGCAAGCACCGUCUGGGGACUCCUCAAACCCAAACUCGACAGUCUUCCUCCAACAGGCCGCCGACGCGACGCACGGCAUCUUUAUCCCCGCCCAUCUCUCCCCCAUCGCAAAUCCCUCCAAUAAGCAUCCCAAGCCGGGGUCCACCACCUCCACCACCACCGCUCAGACAACCGCCCAGACAACCGCCGCCUCCCAAGCCCUCCUGACGUACCUGCUCACCAGCUUCCUCCCCUCCCCAUCGACUCGCAGCGCGCAUCUGAUCCUCCCGACCCGGAUAGAUGUCGACUUCCGGGCGGCGUGCUUCUGCCACCGCAACGUCGUGAGCGUCGGUUUCGUGUGCAGCAUCUGCCUGAGUAUCUUCUGUGAACCGCCCGAGCGGGGCGAGUGCUUGACGUGUGGGACCGUCUUGGCUGUGAGUGACGGGGUGGGGAGACGGCCUGUCGUCGCUGGUGGGAAAAGGAAAACCAAGCAGACCCAGGGGACGAAGUGA
Molecule: messenger RNA, 1347 nt
Organism: Cladophialophora carrionii CBS 160.54
Lineage: Eukaryota; Fungi; Ascomycota; Eurotiomycetes; Chaetothyriales; Herpotrichiellaceae
Exons: 2
Coding region: 1-1347 (448 amino acids)
Biological process (GO): regulation of DNA-templated transcription; nucleotide-excision repair
Cellular component (GO): transcription factor TFIIH holo complex; transcription factor TFIIH core complex
Source: RefSeq, a predicted model, not a curated record